Protopolystoma xenopodis is the source of this 381-nucleotide messenger RNA. Lineage: Eukaryota; Metazoa; Platyhelminthes; Monogenea; Polystomatidea; Polystomatidae. The record is from the annotation of a GenBank genome assembly.
GUUAAGCGACGCAGCUGUCUCGAAGUUCCAGUCAGUGGGCCAUUGACCAGUUUCCUUACGGACCUUGGAUUUGAACAUCGAUUUGAUUUUGUUGCUACUGGCCAGAUCUUUGUUCGAGGUCGUGUGAAGGCGAUUGUAUCGCUUAUCAACGAGGUGACGCAAUCGAUUGUUUCCUCCAAUCCAGUUGAUGGUUGCUUCACGGAUAUAGUUCCGGAGAAGUGGAGGCCGUUGGCACCACAUGUCUGGCUGGUAGAGGUUAGUGUGGUGGGCAGUCCAGCAGACGAGAGUCUGCACGAAGAGUUACUCGAGUUCAUGGACUUGCUACGGCCGCUUGUCACGCCGGGACAGGUUGAUCACGCUAUGCUUAUGUGCCAGAACUAG